AUGGCACCGGAUAGACCCCUACGCGUGGUCGCGCUGGUCUCCGGUGGAAAGGAUAGCUUUUACUCCAUUCUUCACUGUUUGGCAAAUGGGCACAGUGUCGUAGCUCUAGCUAACCUCUACCCACUGUCCAGAGUUGCCAGUGCUAAUGAGACUGACCUGAAUAGUUUCAUGUACCAGACCGUGGGUUACCAAGUUAUUCCAUUGUAUGCACAGGCCACGGGACUACCUCUAUUUCGCCAGCCUAUCCUGGGAACAGCGGUGGACCACGGUAUCAGCUACCAGGACCCUGAUGGUCACCAAGCAGAUGAGGAUGAGACAGAGUCCCUUGUCCCGCUAUUGCGUGCUGUUCUCGAGGCCCACCCGGAUGUCAACGCUCUAUGUACAGGCGCUAUACUAUCGACGUACCAACGAACUCGCGUCGAAUCCGUGGCCCUGAGACUGGGCUUAGUGCCAUUGGCGUAUCUGUGGCAGUUUCCCGAGCUUCCAUUACACAUCGCUGCUACGGAUGAUCAAGUUGUAGGUACUACUACUACUAAUAAGAACGAUGAUGCGCAGCUACUCCGCGAUAUGGCGGCCGCGGGGAUAGAGGCACGCAUCGUGAAAGUGGCUAGCGCUGGUCUAGGAGAAGAGUUUUUAUGGGAAAAUGUGGCUAGUGAGCCCGCUGUUACUCGCAUCCGCCGCGCGCUCCGACGCUUUGGAGGCGACGGGGGGCGGGGUGCCGUCCUAGGAGAAGGCGGCGAGUUCGAGACCCUCGUCGUAGACGGCCCAUCUGUGCUGUUUAAGGGCAGAGUAGUAGUUGAUGAACAUGAUACAAGUAUUGUACGUGAAGGCGGCGGAAGCGCCUGGCUGAGCAUACGUAAGGCUAAAGUUGAGAUGAAGCCGGACUUAGAUACAUCGUCCCAGACAGAUAGCUUUGGUGUUCGCAUCCCGGAACUGCUUGAUCUAGAAUUCAAGGCUGUUCUUGAGUCACUACGCGACGAGGGCGAGCUCGCGUACGGUCAUGACGGUCUAUCUCAGGCACUAUUACCGCUUCCAUCGAAUGUGCCUCGCUUGAGAUACAUUGAGCCUAGUAGCAAAGACUGGUAUUUUGUUGGAAGCUCCGGGGGUAUCGAAGACCAAACAGCCAGGAUCGUUGACGAGGUCCGUCGACAGCUAAGCGAACAUGCUCUACCGUCAACGGCAAUCGUCAGCUCCGUCAUCGUGUUAAGGCACAUGACGGAUUUUCCGACUGUCAACAAGCUCUAUGGACCUCUAUUUCGUGAACCUAACCCUCCUGCUCGAGUAACUAUCUCGUGCGGGGAUAAGUUAUUACCUCAAGGCACCGACAUAGCUGUUCUGCUCACCGUUCAACCUCACCUGAAGCGAAAUGAAAGACGUGGUCUGCACGUUCAAUCACGCUCAUACUGGGCACCAGCCAACAUUGGCCCAUACAGCCAGGCGGUGGCGUAUCCCCUGCUUAGUGGUGACGAGGGUCAAAAUAACGAUGCCCAAAACUCAAAGUCGCCUCUUGCGGUGUCCAUCGCGGGACAGAUACCCUUGAUACCCGCUUCUAUGACCCUGCCUCCGGUACUGGAAGACGGCGGCAGUAGCCUCUCAUUGCAAAUUACCCUAGCGCUGCAGCAUCUCUGGCGUGUUGGCGGUGAGAUGCAGGUCCAAUGGUGGAGCAGCGCCGUGGCAUAUUUUCCGCGCUCGGCCCUCCGGUCGGAAGCGAGACGCAGUGCGCUGCUUGCUUCUGCGGCGUGGAGCAUAGCGCACGUGGCGUCCUCUAGUCUGUCGACAGAGGCCUUGGAGGAGCCGGACCCGUGGGAUCGAAAGUACAAUCCUGCGUACAUGACAUACGGUAACAGCGGCAGUGACGAUACCGCCUCGAGACCGAGUCUUCCUGAUUGGGAGGUCCUGAAGGAUUUCGAUGCAGAUGCUAACGCUAAUGCCGAAGAUGGCAAGGCGGCCCACAGGCUACUGCCGUUUGCGUUCUCGGCUGAAGUCGACGAGUUACCGCGUUCGGCUGGUGUGGAGUGGCAUGCGCAUCUGGGAUUCGCGAGCGUAGGCGUCGGAUCUAUCCGGUUGUAUGCCACGGCCACGGUCUACCGUGCAAUCGAAGGCGAUAUUCCGCAGCUACCCCUCAGCAACGCUGUGGGCCGCUCUGCAGUAGCUGUUACGACGUCUUUGCUCAAACUAGUAUCGGGCUUGGAAUCCACUGACGCUGCUGCCUUCGUGCUAAAGCCGAAGUUGACAUAUGUCGACCCUGAGCACUUUGACUUCUGCGACGAUACAACACCUUCUUCGCUGAGUAAGGGAGCGAUGAUACCUUGUAGUUCUUUGUGGGAUUCGCAAGGACGUCGCUUGAGUAUGGUGGCUAUAUUCGAAACGAGGUGGUCUAAAGCACUUUAG
Daldinia caldariorum is the source of this 2391-nucleotide messenger RNA. RefSeq names its product adenine nucleotide alpha hydrolases-like protein. Gene Ontology annotation, molecular function: diphthine-ammonia ligase activity. The record is from RefSeq and is a predicted model, not a curated record. Gene Ontology annotation, biological process: protein histidyl modification to diphthamide. The transcript is spliced from 3 exons. The coding region runs from base 1 to 2391 and encodes 796 amino acids. NCBI's taxonomy places the organism in Eukaryota, Fungi, Ascomycota, Sordariomycetes, Xylariales, Hypoxylaceae.